Messenger RNA from Ornithorhynchus anatinus (platypus), 2556 nucleotides. RefSeq names its product beta-1,4-galactosyltransferase 4 (gene B4GALT4). Bases 944 to 1996 code for a protein of 350 amino acids. Gene Ontology annotation, molecular function: glycosyltransferase activity. The record is from RefSeq and is a predicted model, not a curated record. The transcript is spliced from 7 exons. Gene Ontology annotation, biological process: carbohydrate metabolic process. NCBI's taxonomy places the organism in Eukaryota, Metazoa, Chordata, Mammalia, Monotremata, Ornithorhynchidae.
CGAAUGUUCGCGGAGCAGCGCAGACGACCAAAGGGGAUGGGGGGCGACGGGUGACGAGAGACGAGCGGCCCGCGAAUGAUCCCGCGUCACGGAUACGGGGGCAUCCCAGGGGGAUCACCAAGUGCCGAGGAUCACUGACGGUCACGGACGCAGACAGACCAUCACGGGGGGGUCACGGAGGAUCACGGGCGACGGAUGAUCACAGUUGACGAAUGUUUACAAUGGCCACAGACACAGGGGAUCACGGGGGACAGGCGAUCGAAGGCCCAGGCGACCGUCGAAGACCACAGAGGAUCACAGGCGAUCGCCCAGACGAUCGCAGACAGAGAAAACCACACACGAUCCCAGGUGACGGACGAUCGCAGAGGGACACGGGGGACAGGAGAUCACAGGUGACAGAGGUUUACAGGGACCGCAGGCGCAGAGGAUCACGGGGGCCAGAUGAUGACAGAUGACAGAUGUUUACCGUGACCACAGACCGAGAGGAUCCCGGAGGAUCCCGGGCAAUGACGCACGCGAUCGCCCGGGGGGUCGGGCACGGACGGUCACGGACACGGAAGAUCACCCACGACCCCAGAUGGCAGGCGGUCACAGGCGAUCGCAGACAGGGACGAGAUCACAGGCGAUCGCGCAGACCGUCGGACCCGGAAGGAUCGCGGACCCGGGCGAUCCCGGAUCCCGGACACGGAAAACCACACAGGGUCCCGGCUGCCGGGCGAUCACGGGGGAUCACCGACAGAGACCACGGCGGAAGAUCGCAGGCGAUCAGACGCCCCAUCGCACGGACGAUCGGUUCCGGGUUGCGGCCGAGCGCGAAGGACGCCAGCUCCGGCCCCGCGGCGGAUCAUGAGGCGGCCCGGGCCCCGGGCGGCGGGGGGACGGACGCUCCCCGGACAGAGCUCCCGAGCCGGGUGGUGAGGCCCGUCCGUCCGUCCCUGCGGCCAUGGGCCCCGGCCCGACGGGGACCCGGCCCCCGCUGCCCUCCCGCUUCCGCCUGCUGCUGCUCCUGGCGUCGGGCGUCCUGGGCGCGGGCUGGGCCGCCUCCGGCUACCUCCGGGGAGCCCCCGGGGCCGCCCCGCCGCCCCCCAGGCCUCUGGGGGACCUCCGCCCGGCCACCACGCCCGGACGGGACGGGACCCGGACUCAGGCCCUCGUCGCUCCCCGGACCCAGGCGGGCCUGGCUCCUUGCCCGGCCCGCUCCCCGCACCUGAAGGGCGCCGACCGGCUGGCCUUCCCGCCGUCGCUCACGUGGGACGACGUGCGCCGAGACAACCCCGGGGUCCGGCCGGGCGGCCGCCACCGGCCCCCCGAAUGCCGGGCCUCCCAGAGCGUGGCCGUCCUCGUCCCCCACCGCGCCCGCGAACGCCACCUCCUCUACCUCCUGGCCACCCUGCACCCCUUCCUGCAGAGGCAGCAGCUGGACUACGGCCUCUACGUCGUCCACCAGGCCGGGAGCGGCAAGUUCAACCGAGCCCGGCUGCUGAACGCGGGCUACCUGCAGGCCCUGAGGGAGCGUCCCUGGGACUGCUUCGUCUUCCACGACGUCGACCUGGUGCCCGAGAACGACCACAACGUCUACUCCUGCGGCCCCCAGCCCCGGCACCUGGUGGUCGGCAGGAACAGCACCGGCUACAGGCUUCGCUACCAAGGCUACUUCGGGGGCGUCACCGCCCUGACCCGGGACCAGUUUGCCCGCGUGAACGGAUUCUCCAACAAUUACUGGGGCUGGGGGGGAGAAGAUGAUGAUCUCAGGAUCAGGGUGGAGCUGCAGAAGAUGCAGAUUACACGGCCGUCGCCCGACGUGGCCCGCUACACCAUGAUCUUCCACACCCGGGACAAGGGCAACGAGGAGAACGCGGGGAGGAUGAAGCUCCUGAACCAGGUGGGCCGCGUCUGGAAGACGGACGGGCUGAACUCGUGCUCCUACCAGCUGCUGGCCCUGGACCACGCGCCUCUGUUCACCAACGUGACCGUGGCCUUCCCCCCGGGCUCCUAGGAAGCCGGGAGCGUCCCCCUCUCCCGGCCCGAGCCCGGCGGGCGGGGUCCCGGCCGGGCCGCCGCCGCCGGCGGAACGUCUUGUCGUCGGCCGGGAACGUCGCGGGGGGCGGGGCCGCUCGGGAAGCCCCCCGACUCUCCAUCCUGGCUCCCUCGAGGGGGAAUCCACCGAGGCCCGGGGCCGCCGCCCUGGGAAUGGCUCCGGGGUUCGCCCGAGACCCCUCGGGCGGCCGGAAGGCUCGCCCACCUCACCCCUCGGGGGGCGGACGCCGACCGGCCCGGGCCCCGGCUCUGACCCCCGCUCUGACCGGCUCGGGCCUCACGGCCGUCGGCCCGCCCCCGGGCAGCGAGCCGGGCGGCCCCCGGAGGUCCCUCCCUCCGGCCCCCCCCGGCCCCUCCGGGCCUCGGUCUCCUCCUCCGUCAAGCGGGGGAGAACCGGUCCGGCUCCCGCCCACCCCCGGGCCCGGGUCGGCGUCGAGGGCCCGCUGAGAUAGCGGCUGGCGUUUAGUGGCCGGCGUCAGCGGCCGGCAAGGAUCGGGACAAUAAAGCCGGUCACCCGCA